UUUCAUAACACAACCUUUUUAAUUGUAGGAAUGCAUCAGCAUGGUAUCAUCAGCAUACGACCGUGCUCAACUGUGGAGAGAUAACGAAGCUUUGAUCAUCAAACUUCAAUCGUUUUGCCGCAUGUAUAUCGCAAGAAAGGCUUACCAGGGGAGGAAGGAUUUCAUCGCAAAUCAUUUACCAGCUAUCGUUUGCAUUCAAGCUCAUUGGCGUGGAUAUUCGCAAUGGAAGAAAUAUAACGAUAGAAUGAACUAUCUUAGAGAUAAUGUGGAUAUUAUAAUUAAGAUUCAAAAGUUGGUACGGAUGUGGAUGGCUCGCAAGUAAAUAUCA
This is a messenger RNA of Ciona intestinalis (vase tunicate), 328 nucleotides long. Lineage: Eukaryota; Metazoa; Chordata; Ascidiacea; Phlebobranchia; Cionidae. The record is from RefSeq and is a predicted model, not a curated record.